AUGGGAGAUUUCAAUUGUAUUUUGCGUCAUAAUGAGAAGAAAGGUGGUCUUGUUACAAGAACUUCAGUUAUCAAUGAUUUUAGUGACUGGAUGGAUGAUAACAACCUUUUCGAAGCUGAUGCAUUGGGACGUAAAUAUACAUGUACGAAUAGUCAAUCUAGCACUCACAGAAUCAUUAGUAAGCUUGAUAGGGCUAUUAUUAAUGGUGCUUGGUUAGCAAGGUUCGAGAAUUGUCGGUGUAAAGCUCAUCCUAGGGAAGUUUCCGAUCAUUCUACGCUUAUUGGUUAUCCUUUUGUGGUUCCUAGACCGAACAGAGCUCCCUUUAGAGUUCAAAAAAUGUGGUUCCUGCACUCAGAUUUCAGCCGUAUGGUCAGUGAUAGUUGGAAUGCCCCAUCCCAUGGUUCACCUGAUUUUAUUUUCCCAUUCAAGAUGAAAAGAUUGAAGGUGGUGAUGAAGGAUUGGAAUCUGAGAGUUUUUGGCAAUAUAAACUCUCGUUUAAAACAAGAUCAGCUCUGUUUUGAAACAGCUGUUAGGAACUCAGAUGAGGAUCCAACUGAUACGGUCAAGUUAAAUGUCAUGAAGGAAGCUAUGGAUAUUCUUUCAGAAACCAGGCUUCAAAAAGCUACUAUGUUGAAGCAGAAAUCGAGAAACUAA
Papaver somniferum (opium poppy) is the source of this 654-nucleotide messenger RNA. RefSeq lists its product as uncharacterized. The transcript has a single exon. Bases 1 to 654 code for a protein of 217 amino acids. The record is from RefSeq and is a predicted model, not a curated record. Lineage: Eukaryota; Viridiplantae; Streptophyta; Magnoliopsida; Ranunculales; Papaveraceae.